This is a messenger RNA of Ilyonectria robusta, 907 nucleotides long. RefSeq lists its product as uncharacterized. Bases 346 to 852 code for a protein of 168 amino acids. The transcript has a single exon. Lineage: Eukaryota; Fungi; Ascomycota; Sordariomycetes; Hypocreales; Nectriaceae. The record is from RefSeq and is a predicted model, not a curated record.
GCUGAGGUUGUUGUCGAGGAGAGAAAGUGGCCGCUGGGGAACCCACAGCAGGAGGCCUGUUGGGAUGAGGAAAGGCAGGAAAUCGGCAGCUUGAUCUGGACCCCGGGAUGCCGGCGGUAUAUCCUAGGCCGGCAUCUAGAUGGGGAUUAUCGAAGCUGCCGCGCCAUCAGCCCCAAGGCCGCCCUCUGCGACAACUGCCAGCGGCAGGGCGAGCCUCCCGCUCUCGGGCCGGCUCUGCUUCAAGCCCGAGGCCGGCAAAGCAGCCAGGACCUAGCCGAGAUCGAGGCUGCGCUCGAGGAAAUCGACGGCCUCGCACAGGGCCUGGGGCUAGGCAAGCGAGGCAAGAUGGGGUGCCGGCCCUGCUGGGUGCGCUACGGAGCGGCCGAGGCCCGACACUCAUGGUAUUGCUGCCCCAGGCUGGAAGUGAGGCCGGAAGGCAAUUCGAGCACAGAGACGGGGGCAGCCGCAGCAGAGAGCGAGCCCUGCCGGCCUUCCUUUGUCGACGCAAUGCGAUUUCAAGAAGGCAUUCGCUAUGAGAGCGGAGGAGGCAGGCAGGCAUCCUACCUAAGCUGCUUCCACUGCCACCUCUCCCAGGCUCUAUGUGCGGAAGGCUAUAGGGAUAAGGGCAGAGGUUGUAAGUAUAAGCAUAUUGUAAUGCCGCUAGCUCUUGUGGUAUUUAUCGAGCCGGCGAUGCGAGCCUGGAUGGAGAAGGUAGUUAUCAAGCGGGCCUUACGAGACGAAAAGGACUAUCAGCAGUGGCUGGGGCAAAGGCACCCGCAGCUAGUUGGCGGCAUAGAGAUGACAAAUGCUAUGGCAGUAUUUAGUUGGAUAAUUAAACAGCAGAAAGACUAGCCGAAAGAGAAUAAAUAAAGAAGAGCCUCUAAGAAUAGAGGAUAGAGAGAUUGAA